UUUUAUUUGUUGUGGAUGUAGAUUGUUUUGAAUAUUGCCAAAUUAGUCACUGAAUCGCUAAACAUAUACAUUUUUAAUUAGGAAAUAAGUUAUUACUUUUAUAAUAUCAGAUUUAUUUACCAAUAAACAUAACAGUACUCACGUCCUAAAAAAGUCGUUAACGUAAAUUAUAUUUUAUUUAAAAAUGCCUCGCAAAAAUGCUAACUCAAUAGAAGCUGUCGGAAAUAUAGUUAAAAAAUGUACUAAAGUGUCUAAAGAAAUAGUUUCAGAAAAUGUUAAAGAAUCUGAUGAUUUAUGCGCUAAACCUAAGCAUGUUUUAGAUUUGAAUCAAUUUAAAUUUGAGAAGAAACCACCUAUAAAAAUUGAAUUUGAAAAUGACUCCCCAGGCAAGGAGAAAGGAAAAGGUUUAUGGGAGCCAAACAAUUGGAAAGACUUCUUAAUAAAUUUAAGAAUUAUGAGAUCAAAUAAUGAUGCACCUGUGGAUACUAUGGGAUGUCACAUGAGUAUGGAUGAAAAUGCACCACCCAAAGUCAUAAGGUACCAGAGUUUAAUAUCACUAAUGUUGUCAAGUCAGACAAAAGAUCAAGUGACAUUUGCUGCCAUGGAACGUCUCCGGGCCAGAGGUCUCACAAUUGACAAUGUGCUGAAAAUGAGUGAUGAAGAACUUGGUAAACUCAUUUAUCCGGUUGGAUUUUGGAAGACAAAAGUGAAAUACAUAAAAAAGACAACACAAACAUUAAAAGACCAGUAUGAUGGGGACAUACCAGACACAGCUGACAAACUUUGUAAACUGACAGGUGUUGGACCAAAAAUGGCUCACAUCUGCAUGAAGGUUGCAUGGAAUAAAGUUACAGGAAUUGGUGUAGACACACAUGUCCACAGAAUAAGCAAUCGAAUAGGUUGGGUGAAGAAACCCACUGCUACACCAGAAGACACCCGUAAAUCAUUACAAACUUGGCUGCCAUUUGAUUUGUGGAGUGAAGUCAACCAUUUAAUGGUAGGCUUUGGGCAAACAAUAUGUUUACCUGUGGGGCCAAUGUGUCACGAGUGUUUAAACAGAGAUAUUUGUCCUUCAAGAGAUAAAGGAAGAAAAUCACCCAAUAAGAAGUCACCGAAUAAGAAAUCACCAAAGGUUUUAAAAGAAGUAAAAGCUGAAAAACUUGAUUAUGUUUUACCAACUUUAUUAAAGGAUUUUGAAGAAACCCCAACAGAGCCAAAUAAAAGCAACAUAGAUAUAAAAAUAAAAACUGAAAAUUCUGUUACCGAAAACUUAGCCUCAGAAAUAAAAGAUACUAAAGUUGAUAUUGAGUUAUCUAAAAAAUCUGUGGCUGGACAAAAUGUGUUAAAACGGAAGUCACCAAGAACAGCCAAACAAAACAUAAAAUCGAAAAAAGAGGCUUAAUGGUCAGUAAGAAAAAAAUAGAGUGUUUCAGAAAGAUUAAUACAUGA
This is a messenger RNA of Vanessa tameamea, 1449 nucleotides long. It is a transcript of the gene Nthl1, whose product is annotated as endonuclease III-like protein 1. Gene Ontology annotation, cellular component: nucleus. Lineage: Eukaryota; Metazoa; Arthropoda; Insecta; Lepidoptera; Nymphalidae. The transcript has 5 exons. The coding region runs from base 185 to 1402 and encodes 405 amino acids. Gene Ontology annotation, molecular function: oxidized pyrimidine nucleobase lesion DNA N-glycosylase activity; DNA-(apurinic or apyrimidinic site) endonuclease activity; DNA binding. The record is from RefSeq and is a predicted model, not a curated record. Gene Ontology annotation, biological process: base-excision repair; base-excision repair, AP site formation; nucleotide-excision repair.